AUGUGCCCUACUCCAGACGCCGCCCCGGCCACCACGAGCCGUACCAAUGGUACCAAUGGCACCAAUGGCACCGACAACUCCCACCCUGGUUACACAGCUAUUCCUACCAAGCCUACUCGUUCCGCCCCCUACCAGCCCGUCGGUGACUUCCUGAGUAAUGUCUCCAGAUUCAAGAUCAUCGAGUCUACCCUCCGUGAGGGCGAGCAGUUCGCGAACGCCUUCUUCGACAUCGACACCAAGAUCAAGAUCGCCAAGGCCCUCGACGACUUCGGCGUCGACUACAUCGAGCUGACUUCGCCGGCUGCCUCUGAGCAAUCGAGAAAGGACUGCGAGACCAUCUGCAAGCUCGGCCUCAAGGCCAAGAUCCUCACACACGUCCGUUGCCACAUGGACGAUGCUCGUCUGGCUGUGGAAACUGGUGUCGAUGGCCUCGAUGUUGUCAUUGGCACAUCUUCGUACCUCCGCGAGCAUUCGCAUGGCAAGGACAUGACCUACAUCAUCAACACUGCCAUUGAGGUCAUCGAGUUUGUCAAGUCCAAGGGUCUCGAGGUCCGGUUUUCCAGCGAAGACUCUUUCCGUUCCGACCUCGUCGAUCUUCUUUCCGUCUACAGCGCCGUCGACAAGGUUGGCGUGCACCGUGUUGGAAUUGCGGACACAGUGGGCUGCGCUUCCCCAAGACAGGUCUACGACCUGGUGAGGACUCUGCGCGGUGUUGUCAAGUGUGAUAUUGAGUGCCAUUUCCAUGACGACACUGGCUGUGCCAUCGCAAAUGCGUACUGUGCUCUCGAAGCCGGUGCCACACACGUGGACACCUCGGUCCUGGGCAUCGGUGAGCGCAACGGCAUCACCACCCUUGGCGGCCUGAUGGCAAGAAUGAUCGUUGCCGACCGCGAAUACGUAACCAGCAAGUACAAGCUCAGCAAGCUCAAGGACCUCGAAAACCUUGUGGCCGACUCAGUGCAAAUCAACGUGCCAUUCAACAACCCAAUUACUGGAUUCUGCGCUUUCACUCACAAGGCCGGUAUCCACGCCAAGGCUAUCCUGAAUAACCCAGCAACAUAUGAGAUUCUCAAGCCUGAAGACUUCGGUCUUUCUCGCUAUGUCCACUUUGCGUCCAGGUUAACUGGCUGGAACGCCAUCAAGAGCCGUAUUGAGCAGCUUGGCCUUUCUAUGACCGACGACCAGGUCAAGCUGUGCACCCAGAAGGUCAAGGCCAUGGCCGACGUGAGACCACUGGCUAUCGAUGACGCCGACUCCGUUAUCCGUACUUUCCACUUGAACCUCACCGCAGAUAAGCAGCAGCCUCUGCUGCCCGACUUGACUUCUGAGGAGCAUGCCAAGUUCAAGAAGGCCGAGAGAGAGAUUGCUGGUCAAUCCGAGAAGAGAGCAUCAGAUGAAGUCACUGCCGAGGAGACCAACGGCAGCAAUGCCAAGAAGGUCAAGGUGUAG
Molecule: messenger RNA, 1449 nt
Organism: Diaporthe amygdali
Lineage: Eukaryota; Fungi; Ascomycota; Sordariomycetes; Diaporthales; Diaporthaceae
Product: homocitrate synthase
Exons: 8
Coding region: 1-1449 (482 amino acids)
Cellular component (GO): mitochondrion
Molecular function (GO): homocitrate synthase activity
Source: RefSeq, a predicted model, not a curated record